Molecule: messenger RNA, 1194 nt
Organism: Cottoperca gobio
Lineage: Eukaryota; Metazoa; Chordata; Actinopteri; Perciformes; Bovichtidae
Gene: ybey
Product: ybeY metalloendoribonuclease
Exons: 4
Coding region: 32-538 (168 amino acids)
Biological process (GO): rRNA processing
Molecular function (GO): metalloendopeptidase activity
Source: RefSeq, a predicted model, not a curated record
ACCGUUUUAUCUUUUUACGGCGACUUUUAAAAUGGGAAUAGUACUGCGCAAUCUCCAAAAACAGGUGCCUCUUCGCCGCGCCAGACUGCGCAAAGAUGUUGAUACACUGAGGCACAUACUGGGCAUCCAGAAAUUCGACCUGGGCAUCGUCUGUGUGGAUAACCACAGGAUUCAGCAAAUCAACAAUAUAUACAGAAAGAAGAAUGAGCCAACGGAUGUACUCUCAUUUCCAUUCUACGAGGACCUGAGGCCUGGUAAAAUGCCACUCCCCCUUCAUAGGGAUGAGCACAACCUUGGAGACAUUUUCUUGGGGGUCGAGUUUGUGAUGAAGGAGUGUAAGGAAGGAUCCCUAGAUCUGCAUGGAGCCCUCACUGCUGUCACUGCACAUGGUAUCUGUCACCUGUUGGGCUACAGACAUGAGACAGAGGAAGAAUGGACUGAGAUGCUGCAGCGGGAAAACUACAUUCUAAAUGAAUACAACAGACUCACAGGGAGAAAUCUGGAGCCACUGAUGAAGAGAUGCAGUCAGGACAGGUGACAGUGACUGUCGCCUGCUAACUUUACACUACGGUGCUUGAUAUUGUUGUUCACUCUCCUGUAACAAUGGUGGACUACUGUUCUGACUGUAUUCACUGUCAUGCCGUCUUCUCCACAAUCUGUGGCUGCUGUUUUUAAGGACUCUUAUCACGUGGCAGUACAUACAGCGGUUUGAUUGUGGAUAUCCUUUUCCAACACUGAAUGAGUGUUGUUACAAGAGUUUUUAAACAUCAAAUUAAAAAGUCUGUGAACUUUCACCGUAAUAUUUUAUUAAAAUCUGCUUUAGGAAGAGUCAGUUGUGUAUGAAGGGUAGAAAAAGAUGUUCAUUUUUACUUCACAAAUACAUUAUGCCCUCUUUACACUGCCAUUGGGACAGGAUUCAGAAAUGUAAAUCCAAGGCUGACAUUAAAAAAAAUGGGAGAACAAAUGUCUGAGUAACUUUUACCAUCAGCUAAUAAAUAAUGCACACUUCCUAAAACCCAACUAAUAUGGCUGGGUAUCAAUAUCACAUGGGUAUUACCCAUGUUUUAUAAUGCUGUUAAAUAGAUUUUCUUCUGUUUUGAGGGGAGGAAACGGUCUGAAUAUGUCCAGCAGACAUCAUGCUUCAAAGUUGCACAUUAGCCGUGGUGUACUGAAAUGUGAUUUCAUUUUUACAGU